UCCCUCUCUCUCCGGGGAUAUCUGUACACUGACCGGUGUCUCUCAGUCCCUCUCUCUCAGGGGAUAUCUGUACACUGACCGGUGUCUCUCAGUCCCUCUCUCUCAUGGGAUAUCUGUACACUGACCGGUGUCUCUCAGUCCCUCUCUCUCAGGGGAUAUCUGUACACUGACUGGUUUCUCUCAGUCCCUCUCUCUCAGGAUAUCUGUACACUGACCGGUGUCUCUCAGUCCCACUCUCUCUCAGGGGAUACCUGUACACUGACCAGUGUCUCUCAGUCCCUCUCUCUCAGAGGAUAUCUGUACACUGACUGGUGUCUCUCAGUUCCUUUCUGUCAGGAUAUCUGUACACUGACCAGUGUCUCUCAUUCCCUCUCUCUCAGCAAAUAUUUGUGCACUGGCCGUUGUCUGUUGACAAAUCUUUUCCAUGUUGAAACUGCUGAUACAUUGUUCCUUUCCAGAAGAAAGGAAGAAAGAAAGGUUCCAGGCUUUGGGACUACCGAGAUCCCUUCCAUCCCUAGUGCCCUGCUGAGUGUUCGUACUGUUAUCAAUUCCCAGAUUGUUAUUCUGUAGUUUGUCUAAUGUGUCCAUGUAGAGGAGGGAAUCACGACGGUGGCAAAUGAUAAUGACCUCUCCUGUGCAGGGCCAAUCACAUCUCGGUGGAGAUGGGGACCAACAUCCUUAGGCGGUACAGUGGGGAGCGGCACAGAGUGACCAGGGUCAUCGUUCAUCCUGGCUUCAACCUCUCCACCUUUGACAACGACAUAGCCUUGCUGCUGGUGAAGCCACAGAUCGCGUUCCACAAGAACCAGGAGCCGGUUCUCCUGCCUCCGAGCAUGGAGACAAACAUCAGCUCCUGGGCUCCCUGCUUCGUCAUCGGAUGGGGUGUGACCAGAAACGAGAAGCAGCCGACCAUCCUGCAGGAAGUGGAGGUGGAACUGAUUGACUGGCAAGAGUGUUGGAAGUGGGUGCCCGGAGUCACCAGAAACAUGGUGUGCGCUGGCUUCGAGGAAGGUGGAAGAGACGCUUGCCAGGGUGACAGCGGGGGCCCGCUGAUGUGCCAGGGUCCAGACUCAGAAUCGUGGAUACAGAUCGGCAUUGUAAGCUGGGGGGCUGGAUGUGCAGAGUCGCAUAGCCCAGGGAUCUACACGAUGCUGUCAAAGUAUAUCGACUGGAUCAAGAACUCUACGUCCGAAGCAGGAAAACCCUACACCCCGAGGUGGGGUAACACAACUGUACCACUGAGUGGAGUAUCUGACGCAAACUCCACACAGAGACUUACAGCCAUCUUCAGUAAGGAGAUGAAUCAGAGUGUGAUUGAACUUCUCCCUGUCUCAGGAACCUGCCGUAAAAGAGCCUUCCUCUCAAUGAUUACCUUUACCUGGAGAAUUCUGAUCAAUGUGAUUGAUAAAUAAACUCAU
Molecule: messenger RNA, 1418 nt
Organism: Hypanus sabinus (Atlantic stingray)
Lineage: Eukaryota; Metazoa; Chordata; Chondrichthyes; Myliobatiformes; Dasyatidae
Product: serine protease 52-like
Exons: 3
Coding region: 663-1412 (249 amino acids)
Biological process (GO): proteolysis
Molecular function (GO): serine-type endopeptidase activity
Source: RefSeq, a predicted model, not a curated record